AUGGUUAAUAGGGUAUGCCAGAAUGUUUCUGGUGCUUUGGAGGAGAAGUCCACUCAGACAAAUGCACACAUGGGUCUGGUUAUGGCUCUUGCAAAACGUAAUGCUACAAUUGUUGAACCAUAUGCUAGGUUGUUGAUACAAGCAGGACUGCGGAUAUUGAAUGCUGGUGUAGUGGAAGGGAAUUCUCAGAAGCGGCUGUCAGCUAUUCAAUGGUGA
Prunus armeniaca (apricot) is the source of this 216-nucleotide messenger RNA. Lineage: Eukaryota; Viridiplantae; Streptophyta; Magnoliopsida; Rosales; Rosaceae. The record is from the annotation of a GenBank genome assembly.